Molecule: messenger RNA, 939 nt
Organism: Portunus trituberculatus (swimming crab)
Lineage: Eukaryota; Metazoa; Arthropoda; Malacostraca; Decapoda; Portunidae
Product: casein kinase 1-like protein 6
Exons: 1
Coding region: 1-939 (312 amino acids)
Biological process (GO): protein phosphorylation
Molecular function (GO): protein kinase activity; ATP binding
Source: RefSeq, a predicted model, not a curated record
AUGAACGUGUCUGGACAUGUGAACCUGACGGCUGGGCAGGUGGUGGGCGGGCGGUUCCUGAUCGAGGGCAGGCUGGGGCAGGGCGGCUUCGGCUCCGUGUACGGCGCCCUGGGCCUGCACACCGGCCGCCGCUGCGCCCUCAAGGUGGAGCGCGGCGGCAGGAACGCGCUGCUACGGGAGCUAGAGGUACUGUCAGCGGUGGGCGGCGAGGGCAGCGUGGCGCCCGCCCCCCUGGAGUGGUGGCGCCUCGGAAACCACAGCGUGCUGGCCAUGGAGGCGAAGGGCGCUACCGUGCGGGGCGUCAACGGUAGCCUGGCGGCCGUGGGCGUAGUGAUGGCCGGCGUGCUGGCGCUGCUAGCAGAGCUGCACGGGCGCGGCUUCGUGCACCGGGACGUGAAGGCGAGCAACAUCGUGCGCGGCUACCCUGACGACCCGCGGGACGCGCGCCGCCUCUAUCUGGUGGACUUCGGGCUGGCGGAGCGGUUCCGCGCGCCCCGGGGCGAGCACGUGCCCCUGCGGGAGGGCGUGCGGCCCAAGGGCACCUUCCAAUACCUGAGUGUGCGCAGCCACCGCCAGCUGCUGCAGUCCCGCCGCGACGAUCUGGAGUCCCUGGCCUACAUGGCGAGUGUGCUGCUCAAGGGGCGCCUGCCGUGGUCCUUCUCGUCCAGGCGGCGCCCCACACACCCCAAGGCGGCGCGCAUCAAGGAAAGCCGCACCCACGCCGUCUUCAGCAGCUGCCCGCGCGUCUUUGCUGACUUCCUGCAGUACGCGCGCGGCCUGGAGUACGCCGCGGAGCCAGACUACGCCGCCUGGCGCCAAGCCUUCCUGCACCUCGGGGCCCGCACCGACCCGCACGGCGUCGCGCUGCACAAGUGUCGCAUGGACGUGUACCGCCCGCACCGCCGCAACACCAACACAACACGCCCAAUCCUUAAUUAG